Boleophthalmus pectinirostris (great blue-spotted mudskipper) is the source of this 7960-nucleotide messenger RNA. Its product is annotated as protein Daple-like. Gene Ontology annotation, biological process: cytoskeleton-dependent intracellular transport; cytoplasmic microtubule organization. Gene Ontology annotation, molecular function: microtubule binding; dynein light intermediate chain binding. Gene Ontology annotation, cellular component: centrosome; cytoplasm. The record is from RefSeq and is a predicted model, not a curated record. NCBI's taxonomy places the organism in Eukaryota, Metazoa, Chordata, Actinopteri, Gobiiformes, Gobiidae.
CACAGGGGAGAGAGGUAGAGGGACAGAGAUGUUGCAGCGGACCGCGUGAAUUGUUACUCAAAUGGCGUCUGUUUUGUUUAAAUUAAAUCAACCGUUUCAAUAGAACAUUACGGAAAGAGUUUUUACGCCUUUUUGUUCGCUUUACGGUGCGAGUUCGGUAUCCUUGACAACACGAGCAACUGUCCUGCGAAGUUUGGGAUCAAGUGCUUUACCUUUGCUCCUGGAAAUGGAUACACAAACCUCACUUUUCUAACAAAAAACACUCUGGAUUACACGUUACAAUGUCGUAAUCUUCUUUUUACGCGGAUUCCACUUGCAUUUUAUUCCAAAAGUGUGAGUUUUUUAGGGAAACGGGACAAAGCGACACAAUAGUAGGUCGUGGACACAGGGGGGAAACCGAUGCGUUCUCCUCCUCGCUGCUGCGGGCUUUUGUUCUGCCCCACCACGAGUUACUGACCACGGACAUUGAUUGAUUGAUUUCGGGGUAUUUAUGGUAACUUUCUCCUCUUUGAUGCCGUGCAGCCAUGGAUGUUACCCUGUCCGAAAUGCUGGCGACUUUCAUGGAGUCGCCACUCGUGGUUUGGGUUCGGACUCUGGGCCCUUUGGCGUCCAGCGAGGAGGCGGGGUCAGAGGACAGAGUCAGCAUGUUUAUGGAGCUGGUCGAUGGAGUUUUCCUGCACAAAAUCAUGACACAAAUCGACCCAAGCCCCACGCACCAGAGGCUGAGCAAAAACGUAAACAACGACGUGGCCCUACGGCUCCACAACCUCACAGUGCUGGUCCGCCACAUCAGGACCUACUACCAGGAGACAUUGCAGCAGUUAAUAGUGAUGCCUCUACCCAACAUUCUUUGCAUCGCCAAGGACCCCAUAUCAGCUAAAAGUAUGGAGGAGCUGAAGAGGCUUUUGUUACUGAUACUUGGCUGUGCUGUUCAGUGUGAGAGAAAGGAGGAGAUGAUCGAGAAGAUUAAACUUCUGGACAUCGAGACCCAAGCUGCCAUCGUGUCUCACAUUCAAGAGGUGACCCACAACCAGCUGAAUGUCCUGGACCUGUCCUGGCUGGAGGCAGAAUCGGAGAUCAUCCAUGAAGAGCUCGAACCAAUGUCCCGUAAUAUGGCUGCGUCGCUACGGCAACUCAUCGACCAGAGAGACAAGGCCAUUGAGGUGAUAGUGGAUCUGACGCAGGAGAGGGACUACCUGAGCAGCCAGCAGCCCCAGGAGCACUGCAGGGACCUGGGCAUGAGCAGUCCGGAGCGGGGGCCUGUCUCCAAAGACGUGCCUCUCAAUAACGGACCAACUUCAGUGAACACGUCUACACUCACGAAAGAGGAGAAGCAUCAUCUCUCUGUGGAGCUGGCCGACACCAAGGCCAAGCUCAGGAGAUACAGACAAGAACUGGAGGAGAAGACGGAGCAGCUGAUGGACUCAAAACAUGAAGUGGAGCGACUGGACCAGGAGCUGCAAAGAAUGAAACAAGAGCACCAGUCCCUGUCGUCUGAGGCCCGCUCGGCUCGUGUGUACCGGGAUGAGGUGGACUCUCUGAGGGAGAGAGCCUCUCGAGUCGAUCGUCUGGAGGCGGAGCUCACGCGCUGCAAAGAGAAACUCAACGAUGUGCACUUCUACAAGACCAGAGUCGAGGAGCUUCGUGAAGACAACUUGACGCUAAUGGAAACUAAAGUGCUGCUUGAAGAACAGCUGUCUGCCUCCAGGGGGCGCUGUGAUAAACUGCACACACUGGAGAAGGACAACCUGCUGCUGAGGGCCAAAAUCAAUGACCUGGAAAUGGAGCGUGAGAAUGAGCGUCGCCGUCUGGAGGAGCUGGUGGAGGAGAACAUGCUGCUGGAGAUCGGACAGAAGCAGAGCAUGAAUGAGUCUGCUCACCUGGGCUGGGAGCUCGAGCAACUGUCCAAGAAUCAUGACAACAACACUGAAACUCGUAAGUCUCUGGUCCAUGAGUUGAACGAAUGUGUUUCGAGUCGGGUUUUGAAGCUGGAGAAGGAGAAUCGUGAGCUUCAGGCGUCAAUAGAGAGACUGAAGGAGGACAAUCACAGUCUGCAGGAGAAACAGCUCCACGCACAAGAACUGGACCGAGAAAACCAGAGUCUGAGCAACAAGUUGGAGCGUCUUCAGGGUUUACUGGACCAGGAGAGAAUGACCAACCAGGACAUGGAGUCUCUGGGAGAGGAAAUCCUGAAGGAAAAACAGGCUUUAGAGCGAGAGAUGCACAUCCUGAAGGCAGAGAAAGACAGACAGAUCUUGGAGUUGGAGAGUGAGAAGAAGCACCUCUCUGAUGCGAUGGCCGCCCUCCAGGAGCGAGCUCAGGCCAACAGCGAGGCCAGAGUUCGAGAAGUGGAGACGGAAAACAGACAACUCCACCAGAACAUCACGGAAUCCAGCUCCAAACUUGUCACCAUGGAGACGCAGCUCAAACUGGCCAAUGAGGAGGUGCAGAGGCUGAAGGACAAAGCAUCACGCUGUGAGGAGGCGGAGAGAGAGGCCACGAGGCUGGAGAGGAGCAGAGACGCACUCAACAGAGAGGUGACCUCUCUUCGUGCCUGUAGCGAGCGCUCUGAGGCUCUGGAGAAGCAGGUUUCUUCUCUGGAGCAGGAGGUCCUCAGGCUGAAGCACGAGGCAGAGGAAUCCCAGAAAGAGCUCCAGCGCCUGGGCAAGCACGAGUCCGAACACGGCCUCUUAGCCAAGGAAAACCUGGAACUCCGGUGUUCACUGGAAAACCUCCGCUCCACAACCGCUCGCCUCUCCUCACUACAAGAAGAACAUCAAGAAGUUCAGAAAGAAAGACAAGAACUGAGGAGAAAGCUAGAAGAAGCCCAAGACUUGGCUCAAGCUGAGAAGAAGAGAGCUGAAAGACUGGAAGUAAAUAUGGCCGCUCUGAACCACGAAAAACAUAGAUUAGAGGAGAAUUUAGAAAGACAAAAAGAGGAGAAAGAAGAGAUUGAACGAGAGAACCAGGAAGUGAAGAGCAGAGAAGAAGAGCUGAGGAGAGAGCUGCAGGAGCUUAAAGUGCAAAGAAAACACUGGGAAGAAACAGAUGAUGAAAGAAAGAAGUUACAAAAGGAUUUCGAUGAAUCAGAGAAGAGCAGGAAGCAUUUGGAGAAGGAGAGCUGGCGAAUGAGGACGCUGCUGGAGACGAAAGAGGCAGAGCUAGAGGAGAGGAGCAGGCGAUUGGCUACGGUGCAAAAAGAGGGCGUGGCUCUGAAGAAGGAGAUGGAUAGGCUGAAGGAGCUGUCCGUCAAAUCCAAGGAGGUGGAGAGGGAGAAUAAGGAAUUACAGAAACAAGCGACUAUUGAUAAGAGAACUCUAGCAACUCUGAGAGAGGAGUUGGUGUCUGAGAAGCUAAAUUUCCAGCAGCAGAAUGUUGAGCUGGAGCGUCUCAAUGAAGAACUGGAGAAGAUCGGACUAAACCGAGAGAAGCUUCUGCAGCAGGAGCACACCAUGGAGGACAGGUACCGGCUCCUGGAGUCUCGUUUGGAGGAAACGGUUCAACAAACGAUGAAACUGAAAGAGGAAAAAAUCUCGAGUUUGGAAAAGAAGCUGGAGGAGAGCAGCAGCCUGAACACAUCUCUGCGCUCGGAGCUCAACACUGUCCGACAAACAUUAUCACUCAAACAGGAGCAGGAACAAAACCACAAUUCCCAGAAGCACACAGGAAACGACCUGGGUCAAGGGUCGGCCACAGCGGAACUGCUGCGAAUCAAAGAUCACCUGAUCGAUGUGGAGAAGAAUAAUGCCUCGCUGCAGACGGAGAGCAGUCUGUUAAAGGAGCAGCUCAAACAGUUGGAAAAUCAGAAUAAUUCUCUGAACAAUCAGAUCUCGACUCUACAGCGUCACACCAGCACACUGGAGCAGAACUCAGGGCUGCACACUCAGACCGCAAAGCUACAGGUGGAGAACUCGACUCUCUCUUCUCAGAGUGCGUCUCUCAUGGCCCAGAAUGCCGUGCUGCAGGGUCAGGUGACGGCUCUGGAGGCAGAGGUGGAGUCUUGGCAGAGGCAGAGGGAGGAGGCAUGGAGAGGGAGAGAGAGUGUCCUGAGUGACCACGAAAGACUCAUGAAUCUUCAUGAGAGACAGGCUCAUGACUACGAGGCUCUGAUCAGCCAGCACACCGCACUGAAGGGCAAGCAGAGGGCGCUAGAGAGCGAGCACAGGGCUCUGCACAACAAAUACUGUGUGCUACUGCAGCAGAAGGACAAAUGGGAGAAGCAGGAGGGGCAGGGGCAGAAGGAGAAGGAGGAACUCAGCCAAGAAGUCCAGAAGAAUCGACUUUUACAGCAAGAAAACCUGCAGCUCAAAAAUGAAGUGGAUCGGCUGACAGCGAGCCAGUCCCAUCACCUGGAGCAGAGUGAGGGUUUACAGCAGAGGCUGUUGGAGCUGAAGUCUUCUCUGAGUGCGGCACAGACAGAGGCGGGGCAGUGGAUGUCCAGAUACGACACUUUAUUGGAGCAGCACCAAGGCCUGGACCUGACCAUGACCAAACUGGACAACCACUGUGAGCUCUUGAGUCGACUUAAAGGAAACCUGGAGGAGGAGAACCAUCACCUGCUGAGUCAGAUCAACCUGCUGAGCCAACAGAACCACACCCUGCUAGAGAGGAGCAUGGAGAGCAAGGAGCUGUACCACCAGGAGCAGAAGCUUUACAUUGAUAAACUGAACGCUCUCCGGCGACAAAAAGAGAAACUGGAGGAAAAGAUCAUGGACCAGUACAAGUUCUAUGACCCCACACCCAAAAAGAAGAGUCAGUGGUCCGGCGCCAAAGCUUUAGCCAAACUGAUAAAACCUCGCAAAGACUCGAGCCGUGAGCGAGGAGAGCGAGAAAGGGAGAGUAUAAAGGACAGAGAGAGGACCAAAAGUGCCCCAGACAUCCCUCUACCUGCCCCUCCGCCUCUACUGCCCCCGGAUACGCCCCCUCCAGUGCCCCAGCGGACUUCCAGCUCCAACGACAGCGUCCUCGGCAACAGUGUCCAUGGUAACGGCGUCAACGGCACCCACAGCGGCAACAGUAUCCACGACAACCACACACCCAGCCUGGGACCCCGCAGCCCUGCCCUCACUCCCAUCAGCAGAGGACUAAGCGAGCGAGGCCGCGCUGGGCACAGAGGGAGCACGCCAGCGGGCAGCAACGAGAGUGUGAACGGAGAAGACCACGGACAAGGUCCAGCGUACAGAGCCCUGAGCUCCACCCCCAACCAUCACUCUUCUUCAGUGGGUUUGAACAGCAACAGACCAGGGCCCGGCCGCAGAACUAGAGGUCUGUUGUACGAUGAAGAUUUGCGCCACACCUCGACGGACUCCGUGUUUGGUUUCCAUGGCAGCGCUGGGGGUCGCCCAGGGUCAGCGGACUACAGCCACAACACGUCCAGCUCCAACUCUCCUGUCAACUGCCGAGACAACUCCGAUCGUCAGGUGCGCUCGGCCAGCCUCUCCAGUGAUGAUGUUAUAUGCGUGGGCCAAUCACAGCAGAGUCUGUCCCGUAGCUCCACCCUCCCGUACGACCACUCCCCUCAGAAGGCCCAGCCACAGAGAGGGGCCCCUAGACCCAAAGGUCGCCCUGCGUCGCCCGGGAGUGAGAUGGUGACACUGGAGCAGUUUCUACACGAGAGCAACCUGCAGUCCCCUCCUAUGGUGUCGACAGGAAGCCGCGAGGACUUGAUGACCGACUAUUUCACCCGUAGCCCCGCCCACUCCGCUCCCACUGGCCGAGAACAGACCACGCCCACCAGCUACGUCACCCCCACUGUCCAGUCGUCCAAUCAGAGGCCAGGGCAGAGCGUAAAGCCCUCCCCCCGGCACCCUGUCGGCCAAUCCCCCGCCUCCAGCCAAACCGUCACUCAAAGGAGCAGCCAAUCACUGAGCAGGACCUUCAGCUUGGCUUCGGCCGACUUGCUGCGCUCGAACGGCCCCGAUGGUUUCCGUGGUAACGAAGGAUCCUCCGGCCAAUCGGAUGUGGUCGUCCGGCGUCCGGGGGGAGGGGCAAGCGCCAGGGAACGCCCACUCUCUGCACGUCUCGCCGGACCGACCAAUCACGGAGAUAGUAGCUUUUUGCACACGCCCAUCCACCACUCGACCUCUCUCAACCUGCAAAACGACAGAUACUUAGAAAGAGGAAGAACAACGACGACUACUACAACAGCACGAAACGGCGCGAAUUACCACAGAGGAGAGGUCGCCAUGGUUACGCCGGUGAGAGCCGUUACUGCGCCGCGAUUGGACGAGGAUCAAGGAGGAGGGGAGGCGCCACAGAAGAAAGAAGGCGACCGGACGCGAUGUAGCUCAGUUGAACGACCAAAAAGCACGCCAGCAUCUCCCGACCCCAACAAUGACCCCCAGACUGUGUGGUAUGAAUAUGGAUGUGUUUAAACUAAAAAAAAAAAUUAAAUAAAACACACAUAAUUUGUCUGAAAAAAUCUGGAAAAGUUAAAUCUCCUGAAUUUUCAACCACAACUGUAUUUGGAUUGCGCAAGAAAAGUCAAUUCUGUUAGUAAAAUGUUGCGUGAACUCGAACUAGAGCUAGAAACUACUAGAAAAAAAGCAAAAUGGAGUCAGUUGUGUUGCUAUAGAGACGCACAGAUUUGAGCAUUGAAAAUCGUCAAAGAAUUUCGGGAUUUGUCGAGUUAAUGCAAAAUAUAUAUCGGACAACAUUUGAAGUUUUUAUGUUUCAAAUGAUUGCGAAGAGAAGGAAAAAAAAACAUAUUGGAUUGUGCAACAAAGUAAUUUCUAUUGCUAAGAAGACGCAGAAAUUUAAGAAUCUAAAUUUCAAAAGUUUCAGGAUUUGUCCAUUAAGUGCAAAACAUAUAUCGGACAACGUUAAAAGUUCUUAAAUUUCAAAUGCUUUUAAGAAAAAAAAAGCAGUUGCAACAAGAUGGCAUGAAGUCAUUUCUUCAAGCAAGCAAAAGCAAGGAUCAAAACUGGAUAUUUUCUUGGAAUUUUGAUAAAACACAAAAUAACUUCUGGACACAAGUUGGAGUUUUCUCAUAUGAAACAUUCUUUUGUGGAGAAAUUCGUCAUUGGACCUCUUGGAAAUCCAACAUGAACUUAACAAGGAUCAAAACUAGAUGUUGUUUACCAUUACAAAAGAUUUUCUGGGAGUUUUUACAUUUCAUUGUUUAAUUUUUUUACAGCAUUGAAAAAAAAAACAACACUAAAUGCAAACCUGCUUGAACUGGAAGUGAAAGGACACCACUAAUUUAUUAUAUUUUUAAUACUACUCAGCUAAUAGCCUUAUCCCACGUGACUGACAAAACUGAGAUGGAACACUAUAAACUCUGGAUGGGAUCUGUCUACGUGCUGGAGCCGCUGAAUGCUGACGCUCCCGUUGUAAAUCUAUACAAGGUUUUUGAUGAAGUAAAACGAAAAUGCACCUAACUCAAUGAGAACACUGCAAAAAUGUGUCUAGUUAAAAUGACUUGAAUUAAUGACACUCAGCUGAAAAAAAGAUCUUAUUUCCAUUAUUUUGCUGAUAAAGGUGCACUAUGUAACUUUUCUAUUCGAGGCUUGUCUCCAUGGAGAUGUCGCUUUGCCUGCAACGUUCCGGAAACACAGUAUUUUUAUAUUUCUCUUGCUCAAAAAUACCUUGAAAAGCAUGCCUUCUUUCUUGGAGCACAGUCGCCACUUUGCUGUUCUGAUAUGAACUGUAACUUGAUCUGGUAGCGUAGAUUUGCUUGUUUCCAUGGUGAUAGAUAUGUGUAAUGUCAUACUGUGGAACAUUACAGGCAAUGCAAUAAUAUGCUCAUGAGAUAACCAUAGUGCAAUGUACAUAGUGACCUUUAAAGAAGAACAAAAGUACCUGUCUAAUAUUUUAUAGGUAACUUUUCGGACUUCGAAUCUCGGACUUCCAGUCAUCGCGUAAUGCAUACUGCGAAGGAUUUUCCGAAAAAGUGAGCAUCAAACCGCCAUGUCUGUUUUCCCAGUGGGUGUGUCUAUUGGGAUUCCAGUCUUUUCUAGUC